Penicillium longicatenatum is the source of this 4020-nucleotide messenger RNA. Its product is annotated as transcription factor domain-containing protein. Gene Ontology annotation, biological process: regulation of DNA-templated transcription; DNA-templated transcription. Lineage: Eukaryota; Fungi; Ascomycota; Eurotiomycetes; Eurotiales; Aspergillaceae. Gene Ontology annotation, molecular function: DNA-binding transcription factor activity, RNA polymerase II-specific; NADP binding; DNA binding. The coding region runs from base 1 to 4020 and encodes 1339 amino acids. The record is from RefSeq and is a predicted model, not a curated record. The transcript is spliced from 9 exons.
AUGCCUUCAGCCGCGAGUAUUCACAAGCGCCAUGCGUACGGCAAAAAUGCCCAUAUGUAUUACCCGGUGCUUAUUGUCGGGGCCGGAGAGUCAGGAGUAGCCAUGGGCUGCCGCAUGAAAGAGGUCCUAGGAAUAGAUCAAUUCCGAAUUUUUGAACGACAGUCAGGUAUUGGAGGCACUUGGUGGAUUAAUCGGUAUCCUGGUGUCGCAUGCGAUAUCCCAGCGGCACUGUACUCUUUUUCUUUCUCUCCCAAGAAAGAUUGGUCGACUUUGCAUCCCCCUGGUGCGGAAAUCGCACAGUAUCUGGCGGAUGUUUGUGAGAAAUAUCAGAUCGUCGACAAGAUCCAAUUUCACACCGAUGUGAAGCAGCUCCGAUGGGUGGAGGAGGAUGAAGAAUGGGAGGUUACACUUUCCCAUCUCGUUCCCGGAACCGGUGAUCUCUCCUCAUAUGAACGCGAGCAACUUGCUGCAAAAGAAGGCCAGCAUCGUGUAUAUAUCAAAACCGAGAUGGUGCGGGCGAAGAUCGUUGUGAGCGGCGUGGGAGGCCUAGUUGAGCCCAAGACAUGGCCAGAUGACAUCCCAGGUAUUGAGGAAUUCCAGGGAGAGGUCAUGCAUACCGCUAGGUGGAACAGCGAUAUCGACUUACAGGACAAAGAUGUGGUUGUUGUUGGUUCGGGCUGCAGUACAGCACAGGUCAUCCCGGUAUUGGUGAAGGAAGGUCAUGUUCGCUCUAUUACACAACUGAUGCGAACACCUCCUUGGGUGGAGCCGGACUUACUCCCUCCUACUGCUCUCGCAUGGUUUGAGAAGUGGGGUCCGACCCUGACGACCAAUGUCCCUGGCCUUGGACUAUUUCUGCGCACCUAUAUUUUCUGGGCGGCUGAGCGAAACUGGUUUUCCAUGUUCGCUGACAGCGCCUACGGUCGUUGGAAGAAACCACAGAUUGAGAAGAGAUUUUUGGAUAACAUGCGCUCCUGGGCGCCGGAGGAAUACCAUGAGAUCCUUACUCCGAAUUAUAGCCUUGGGUGCAAGCGCCGCAUUAUUGACAGUACUUGGUAUAAAAGUCUGAAUGCGCCAAAUGUUGAACUUACAACGCAGCCAUUGAGUCGAGUGCAUGCGCAGAGUGUCAUCUUAGGACCUGGGAAUUACUAUCCAACCAACACGACCAAGUCAAUCGGCGAAACUCGGGAGAUACCGGCCGAUGUGAUCAUUCUAGGAAACGGAUUCGAAACUAAUAAGUGGCUGCAUCCAAUAAAAGUCAUGGGGAAGGAAAAGAAAGAUAUGGAAGAUUACUGGAACGAGCGUGGAGGUGCGCAGGCAUAUCUCGGAAUUGCAAUGGAUCACUUUCCAAACUUCUUCAUGGUCUUUGGUCCAAACACAGCAACGGGCCACACCAGCGUGAUCUUUGCCACUGAAAAUGCGGUAAACUACUCCUUGAAAUUCAUCAAACCCAUUCUGGACGGUCAUAUCAGUUCAUAUGAAGUCAAGGAGGCAGCGGAGCGGUCUUGGGCACAGCAGGUGCAGAAUCAACUGCAGAACACAGUCUUCCGGCGUGGCGUGUGCUCAAGCUGGUAUAGCACUGCAGAUGGAUGGAACUCAACCACUUACCCAUACACUCAACUCCACUACUGGUACCGAUGUACUUUCCCUGUAUGGCGGGAUUGGACUGCGAAGCCGACACGGAAAGGCUUGAUAGCUCAGCGAACUCGUAGGGCUUUGAGAUUAUCUGUAUUUCUUGGACUCAUUGGCGGACUCGUGUGGUUAAGGAAGAAGCCGCAGCAUCAACAGCAAGUGAUUGAAUCAACACCCCCACAGACGGGUCCCGGUGAUCAGGCCACAAGUCCGGUCGCAGAUUCGGCCAAGAGAAAGGCGGAACAGGGCAACGGAACUCAGACGCGCGCAAAGCGGAAUCGUUACAUCUCCAUCGCAUGUAACGAAUGCAAGCGUCGCAAGAUCAAAUGCAAUGGACAGGUUCCAUGUCAACGAUGCGGGCAUCUUAAUCUGGAAUGUCGAUAUGCGCCGAACUGCUGUAACAACAACUUUAAAGACUCGGAGGAAUUUCGGUCAAUGGGGUCGCAGAUAGCGACACUUCAAGAUCAAGUCAAUAGUCUUUUCAAUAGUCUCAACGACCUCCGAACUCAGAAACCAAGCUUUGAGAGCCCUCACUUCGAUCACCUCUCUCGUGAUGGCUCCUCUCAAUCGGUUUUUACACCUUUGCCUGGCGCGAUGCCAAAGGUUCGAUCCCGGCAUCCACGUUUCCAUGGCCCAACGAGCUCAGCAUUUAAUUUUGACGUUGCCAAGUCAAGCCUUCAAAGUAUGGGCAUCACGCCGGCGGAGGAUGUGAUAGCUGAUGACUUGACAACUGCACAUGUUACGCCGGCCGGCUCGCCGCCUCCACUUAUAAGUCCUCAUAUUCCCACUGUUCAUCCGACCAAGGAUCCUCUCUGGACCAUCCGUCGUGAGGAGACUGUACGUCUAUGCAAGGUAUAUGAAGAAGAAAUCGGGAUUAUGUAUCCUUUGGUCGAUAUUACUACGGUCAUCAACCAGGCCAAUUUACUAUACACAUUCAUGGAAGCCGCCACACGCACUGGCUUUGCACAACGAGCUUUCCCUGGAGCUGAUAGCCUUCAUGAUGAAAGUUCAAUUCUUCUGAAGCUAAUCCUCGCGACCACACUCGUUGUGGAAGGGGGCGGACAAAGUGACCUUGGUCAGCGGCUAUAUCUGAGUAUCAAGCCUGUGAUUGAAUCUAAAUUAUGGGAGCCUCAUGACAUCAGAAAUAUUCAGCUAUUUGCCAUAGUGGCUACCUACCAUUUCCACACAGACGACGAUGCAAUGGCCUACCGACUGAUUGGCUUGGCUGCGCGCAUGUGCCUGGAGAUGGGUUUUCAUCGUCGAGAAGCCUUGUUAAAGUCAUUUCCAAACGAGGACCAAUGGAACGAAGUCACUCGCAUCUUUUGGACAGUUUACAGUUUGGAUCGACGAUGGAGUUUGGGCACCGGAUUGCCCUUUGUGAUCCAAGAUGAGGAUAUUGAUCCUAAUCUACCAGAGCCCGACGCAUCGUUGCCAUAUUUACGGUGUAUGAUCUCAUAUAACCGAAUCAGUUCCAAGAUUUGGUAUUCUGGCCUUGGUUCAGAAGGAACGACAGAUAUUCGACGUGAUGAGAUCGGUUACUUGGAUUACCAGGUUUUACAGUGGUACAAACAAGUACCAGAUGAACUGAAAUUCUAUCCCGUCGAGUCCCCCAAAAAUGGAGAAACUGCAAGUCGUGGCAUGAGGCGUCUCAGGAUUCUGCUGUACUUGCGAAUGAACCAGCUACGAAUUCUGAUUUAUCGUCCAGUGCUCCACUCUGCGGCGAGUAUUGCAGAGGACCGAGGCCAUGCUCAGACCGUGGUGGAUAUUGCAAAGGACACCGUUCGAGUGCUUACACGUUUGAACCAGAUGUCUGAUAUAUAUCGUACCCAGCAGAUCACCUUUAACUACUUCCUUGUUGCUGCACUAGCGGUACUGUUCCUUGCUGUGUGCCAUGCACCUGCCGACUUCAACCGACAGGUGCGGGACGAGUUCUACAUGGCUUUGAAUUUGAUCAAUGGGUUCAGUACCAAAUCAUUUGUAUCCAAACGGCUAUGGAAGACCAUUAGAGGUCUUCGUAUGAUUGGAGAGAAACUGGGAGUUCUGGCCCGUCCAUUUGGCACUGAUUCUAAUGAUCCCCAUUCUACCGCAGCGGUGGCCAUGGCAGGCCUUGCCGGGCAUUCGAUCGAUGACCUGGCUGCCUAUGGGCCAAUGAAUGGAAUUGACGAGCUUGGGAACAGCCCGUUGAAUGGCGUGCAGAUGAGCCAUGAGCUGACACAUCUAUUUGAGGCAGUUGGUUCAUUUGGCAGCUUCAUGCCUAGCACCAGUGGCCCCGAAGGCAUUAAUGGAUUCGUUGGGACAGAUGGAGAGAUCCAGAAUACCGGUGAAGGACUUUCUGGGAUUCUUGGUGGCGAGGAGGAGUUUUCUCGUAUCCUUCGUGACUUGUUCUGA